This is a messenger RNA of Peronospora matthiolae, 636 nucleotides long. Lineage: Eukaryota; Oomycota; Peronosporomycetes; Peronosporales; Peronosporaceae. The record is from the annotation of a GenBank genome assembly.
AUGCGAUGCGCGAGCAAGGCCGCCGAGAGCGCGUCCGCACGUCUCUGUGCGGACGCCGAAGCAGAAACCACAGCAACUGAUGUGUCAUCGGUUGCUGAAGCGACUCAGCCUGUGUCACUUGGUGAUGUAGGCGCUGGUCAUGAAGACACUCAUGUCUUCACAGAGUACGAGCUCGGUGUCUCGUACUCUCCUGAUACGGAUGACGGAUCCGUAUCGACGGCAAUUGAAUCCGAGCCGCCUGCCAAGCGUGGCAUGGACGAUGCUUUGCGUCGCAGCAUCUUUGGUUCAUCUGAUGAGUCAGAUGAACCAUCGCCGAAGCGAAGGCGCUCGAGGUCGCGAGACUCGGGCGCUAACAGUGGUGUCGGUUCUCCUAUGGACACCACUUCGCAACGAGGUGCCAGUACUUCUGUCGGCACAUCGCAGAAAGAGCGGGACCGCAGUGUGUUGCGUCUCGCUCCUGAGAAGAAGGCAUGGAUGCCUCCUAAAUCCGUCAUGGAUCACUUGUCGGCGACGACGAGUGAUCGUUAUCGAACACGAUUGUUCGAUUCGUCAAGGAUCCAUCACCUUGACCCCAGCGCGAAGAACUAUCGCGCUGAGAAUGAGUUCUUCAUCGAUGCUUUCUUCAGACAUCGAUGA